UCUCUUUUAACGUUUAUUAGUUGACAAACCUUUAACCGAGCAACACGAUUUUGUUCUAAAACAUUUUUGCGGUUAAAGGAAAGAAGAAUUUUCAAAAUGUUUAAACGGAAUUUAUCUAUGAUUUUGGUUUUGAGUUUUGUUUUGCUAUUGCAAAUUAAUCUCAUAUCGGCUGGCAUUUCCCCUUUAGAUUUUUUGAAAUCUGCUAAACCUUCAGAUCCUAGAAUUAUAAAUGGCACUGAGGCCUCUUUGAAUGCAACAAUGCAUCAAGUCUCUAUUAGACGUCGUUUGAAUGAUGGCUAUUUCUUUGGUACUGGUCAUAUAUGUGGAGGAGCUUUGAUUUCUGAAAAUGUGGUCUUAAGUGCUGCUCAUUGUUUUGUAAAUUACAAUAUGCCUGAACCGAAUGGUACAUUUUUACCAGACGAAGAUUUCAUUGUGGUCAUGGGAAAUCUUGAUCGUUUUGAGUACAACAACAAUACCCUAGUAUUUGAUAUAAUAAAAAUAGUAAAAAAAGUCUCUAUAUUUAAUUUAAACACCUUUGACGAUGAUAUAGUUCUUAUAAUGUUAAAUGGUACAGUACCUGCUAGACAUCCCACCAUUAGGCCUAUAAUACUCAAUGAUGCACCUUUGGCUAAUAAUACCAUAUGUCAAGCUACCGGCUGGGGUAACACCGAAGAUGGUUAUCCUCCAGAUUUCCUUCGAACUGUGGAUUUGCCCAUUAUAGAUGUUAAUGAUUGUCGUAAAAAAACCGAAUAUGGUUUGGCGGUUCAUGACGGUAUGAUUUGUGCUGGUUAUUUGCAAGGUGAAAAGGAUGCUUGUCAAGGUGAUUCCGGUGGUCCUUUAGUUUGUUUGGGUCGUCAAGCUGGUAUUAUUUCAUGGGGUCAAGGUUGUGCUAAACCUAGAAAUCCUGGUGUUUAUACGGAUGUGGCUUUUUUCAAGAAUUGGAUAUUAAAUGAAACAGCUUUUAAUAAUGGUACUUUGCCCAAAUUUGCUCCUGGUGGCAAUGGUGUUUCGGGUUUAAGUUGUUCAGUAUUUUUAGUUAGUUUAAUGUUAGUAUUUAAUUUUGUUUAUAGUGAAAUGAAAUAAGUUAAUAAAUAAGUUGAAAUAAAAAUAAAAGAUACCUCAUACAAGUCAGUAUGUUAAAAUGAC
Molecule: messenger RNA, 1146 nt
Organism: Lucilia cuprina (Australian sheep blowfly)
Lineage: Eukaryota; Metazoa; Arthropoda; Insecta; Diptera; Calliphoridae
Product: trypsin-2
Exons: 4
Coding region: 97-1083 (328 amino acids)
Biological process (GO): proteolysis
Molecular function (GO): serine-type endopeptidase activity
Source: RefSeq, a predicted model, not a curated record